This is a messenger RNA of Symbiodinium pilosum, 3945 nucleotides long. NCBI's taxonomy places the organism in Eukaryota, Dinophyceae, Suessiales, Symbiodiniaceae. The record is from the annotation of a GenBank genome assembly.
AUGCGUUGCCCGUGGUCUGAGGAGAUGAGCUUCUACCCCUCUGUGCCUGAGGCCCUUGUGAGGCAGGUGCGCAAGCAAGCUCGCCAGUUAGGCUACAGGUACACGGAUGAUGGCGCAUUGCGCUCCAUGCCCUACCGCAAGAUGAACCUGGAUGCUGCUAAGGCACUGCUUCGCGGCAGCCGUUCUAUGGAUGUUAUGCAUUUGAGAAUGCCGUCUGCCAAAUUCCAGAGUUACGUCGAGAAGGGCGUAUUCACAAUGGGGCAAGACGGCGUGUUCAUGGUCGGCCGAAGCUGGUACACGGAUAACAAGCUUCAAGCAGCCAAGCAUGGCGUGGAGUUCACAUUUUUCAAAUCUACGGUGACUGUUGCGUGGGAAAUGUCACAGGGAGGGCAUGAAUCUGCAGCUGGCGCUUCCCAGCCUGACGCACAUCCGACUCCAAAGCCUCCUGCCAGCUCCGCAUCCCAGACUGAAGCAGCAUCGACAGCUGUGGUUGAGAUUCCAGAGAAGGUUCCCGAGACUCCGAACGUGCUUGAGACAAGUGGCGGUGAUCCGGUGCGCACAUGUCAGUGGCAGUACUAUGUGCUGACCAACACCACGUUGAUGGACAAGGUCAGGCACUGUUUGCUUCGCAAUUGCCUGAAGAAGCUGAGUCCGGAUGAAGUCCCAACAAUCUUGAUGUCUGAUGCUGCUGACCUUGCUCUGUUGUCAUGGUUCCUGCAGAUGGGCACGGAGGAGGCCUCGCGCGUUGAGAUCAGCAGACUUGGCUCUGCUCGCUUUAUGCCAUACCUCACCCGGUGCGGCUUGUCACAGUCCCCCUUGCUGGAUUUCAGCUGGACGAGCGUGUCAUUUGCAGAGGUCAUGCGUGAGGUGGAGACCAGCUCGGUGACCGCCCGAAUCAUUGUGCACAAGUCGCCUGAGAAGACCCUCAAUGAUGUCUUGUCAGAACUAGACAUGAAGUGUGAGAAGCAAAAGUUGCUGGAGUGGGAGAUGGUUGCGGACGCGGAGGACUCUCUCCAGAUUGCCAAGGCUGGGAAAGAGCGGGCGGAGAAGGCCAUUGAAGAACUCAAGAAGCGAAAGCACUCGGAGAUCGAAAAGGAAUCUGAGCUGGAAAUCGUCCUCCGGCCUGAGAUCAUGCAGGAAGAGCAGGAUGAUGACAGUCCUGCUUUAGAGCAGGUCCUGGUGGCCAAUGUGGUCGCAAACGCUCGUGCAGCCAACAAGGCAACUGUGCCUGAGCAGCUACAUGGUGGGCAAAGGGCAAAGGAGAACAGAAAUGCUGAGCCUGAUGACCUGCCUGAAGCUGAUGAGACUUUGCAGCUUGAGGAGGAAGUUGAUGAGAAGACCUUCGCCAUGCGCAAUGUCGUCGCAAGGGCAAUUUCUUGUGCAGUCGAAGGCCAGAGCGGACUUGCCUACGAGCGUGAGGUUUGCCGAUUGCAGCUAGCAGGCCUGAACGUGGGGACAGCGCUGCAUGGCCGAAGGUUCUUCCAGGAAGUGGUUCACUCUUCAUCGCUUGUGCUCAAGCAAUUGGAGGCGCUCAUGUGGGAUGCGCCUCUAAAAUCCACAGGCGUUCCGUCUGACUUCGCGCUGGUCAUAGACCCGGUGAGUCUUGGCACAGGUUUCACCGCCCGUCACGACACAGUGUUGAUGAUGAAUCUCAAUAUUGUGCACAGCGGGACAGGGUGCUUGACGACACCUAUGAUAGGCGCUCCCACUCUUGGGGCCGGAGACCAUGGCGGCGAUGGCCUCAAAUCAUUGUGCCUAUGUACCAUGGCUGAACACCCGGCCAUGUUUGAUGCGGCGACACUGCAAAAGCGCCUCUCCUUGAUAGGAGGCGAUGGAGGGAUCGUGCGCGGAGGCAUCCACAGCGACUUGAUGCCUGAGGACACAGGGGAUGCCUUCCUGGAUUGCGUCGAUUGGGAUUCUUUUCACAGAGACGACUUGGGCUACACUCGUGCAAUUAAGAGUUCUGUUCCUGCCCAGGAACUCUAUACGCUUGCCAAGGACUUAGACCAUUUGUUCAACUUUGGGGAUGGACGCAUCAUCUUUCGAUCCUUGGGCAAGGAAAUGGAUGAUGUGCCGAAGGGGCAUCUUCGUCAAGUGGGUGGCACAAGGAAAGCAGGCUCAUUGGCCCUUGUGGCGGACAGUAUUAUUCAGCAUCUGAAGCGAAUAACUGUCGGGUUGCAGAUGCGGUACCGCUGGAAGCAAGAAGGACAUGGGCAAUAUAGCCUGACGAGAUUGUCUGAGAUAUCUCGAAGGCUUCUGGACCCAGCUUUCAUUUGCUUCACCAUGCUCGUUGCUGACGUGACUCGUGGGCCUGUGCACCAGCAUAUCUUGACCAUACAGGCUGCUCUGGAACCUUGGUCUUGCAAAUCUGCUGACCUGCUAUUCGUCCAACAGUUGGAGUUCAUCCUGCAGGGUUACCAGCACCUUGAGCAGCACAUCAUGGUCACCGUGUUGUUGGCUCAGCACUGCUCACUUCGCGAGAGUGUGCAGCUGGAACUUGCUUUGCCCGAAGCCCGCACUAAAAGCAGAGUGGUUGGUCUUCAUGCGGCCACGCGUUUCGUGAAGCAACUGCUAUCUGAGUUCCAGUUGCUGACAGGGCGUGUUGGUGUCAACGAUGGAAUGGCAUUGCUUUUGACAAGCCUGCAUGAGUGUUUCUGCUGGGAUCAACUUGUCAUCAAGCAGCCAACACAGCGUCAGAUUGCAGCGUUUGUGCAGUCUUGGAAAUUACUCAAGCCAUUCCUGUCCAAAACUGCAUGGCCCGAUCGAGAAAUUUUUCCGCUGCGUUACUAUUCCUGGGAACUCGAUGAGAAGGAAAUGGAACGGCAGUACUUACUGCUGUGCAUGAGAGUUCGGAAUGCCGCACGUGCUGCGGAUGGCAAAGUCUUGAAGCAUCCCGUGCCUGAUGAUGUACGUGCUUCUGCAGAGAGAUGGUGGUGCACGUCCUCAUACAAAGUGCAGCCGGUGUGGGUGCUGGGCUGGUUGCGACAUGUCAUCAGCAAAAUGCUUCCUUCAGCAGCUUUGAAGCUACAAUGGGAUGUGACUGACAGGGUGUCCCGCUUCCUCUGCAAUUUGCCAGAAGCUGCUUCUUCGACUCACUCAGUGCCUGCGCAAGACCUUCUGCUUUCUUUCAGGCAUGGACGCCGAAAGAGAAGGAAAACAGCAGAUAAUGUGUUCAGUGAUCUGCGCAGCUGGAAUGGGAAGGUUGUCAGGAUCAUGGCGAUCAACCGUGUUGUGCAGGCUGACGCAGUCAGCAGAAGCAUCGACUGCUCGUCUUUCUUUGCGCAGGGCACUGUGGAGAUGACAGCCCGUGCCUCGUCAUGGCAUGCGGUGCGGCUGCAUCACCGAUGCAGAGUGCUACGCGGCCCGGAAAGUUCCUGCGAAAGGCUCGGCAGCAUCGCGCAUCAGCAAUGGGAUUCGCAACAGAAUCUGGCCCCGGCAAGUUUGAUGGCGCGCGUACACCUCAUGUCCGCUGGGGUCAAAUGCUUGGGCACUCAGAGAGACAGCCUGAUAGUCAAUCAGGUGGCGUCUCUUUUUCUGUCUGCGAAAAGGUCUGCGCUUCAUGUUCGGCCUGAGGUUGCACAAAUCCGCGAGCAUCGAGAAAUGAUGGCUGAAAGUCUGAGUGGACAUGAUCUUCAACUGUAUGCUGCUGAAGGCAACCUUUUUCCAGAAGGCCUGACCUCUGUUACUGCGAUUCGAGCUGAAACAUCUGCAUCCCUGUCGAAGUCCUUGCCUUCAACUCUCCCGCCUGUGCUACAGGAAGCACUGCCUGAAACUGUUGAUGCUGCAACCGGGCAAAUCAAGGGCCUGAUGCUGUCGACUGGCCUGCAGCGCUUGUCCAAGAAGAGCCCGGCUAAUAGCACUUUGCGGGAUGCUAUGUGUUCAUAUCUAGAUACUGAGGCCGGAAAGAAAUGGCAGCAGGAACGCAGCCUGGUGUUUGGUGAGUGA